AUGCAAGUUCCGAGCCCAGAACCUGACCUCAUCCUGCCUCUUCUGUUCAUCUGCCUCGUCCUAGUGGGUAUACUUUGCACUAGUUGCUUGAUCCUAGUCAUCGUCGUUAUCAGACUCACCAUUCACGCCCAGCGAAGUCUACCAGUCGAGACUAAAGAGAAGAAGGACGAUGCGAAGGAGAAGGUCAAGGAGGAGGUCAAAAAAACUAUAAAGAAGCUGGGUGGCCCCGUCCAAGACCUCCUUCAUUCAGCACAAGAUCAUCUCAAGCAUCCAAAGAACCCCUUCACACAACAAUCAAUCUCUCAAUACCUCCAUCCCUCAGCCGAAAUGUCUCAUAUUCAGAACAUGGUCGCUGUUGCGCAGAAUGACGGCAACACCAUCCUGUUUCAAGUCAACAAAAACUACGAGAUAAUCUUCUAUGAGAGUCGCACUCCCAGUGAAAGAAUUCCCAGGAAGAAGUAUGAUAUGAAUACCCUCAAGAUUAAGGGAAAGUCAAUCAAGGUCAACCCAAAGCUGCCUAUUAUCUCGGCUGUCGCAUUCACUCACCCAGAGUCUUGCGGCGGCAGAGCUCAGGUAAAAACCACGUGCGAGUUUAUUAUGUCGACAGACAACCUCUUCCUCCGCGAGAUCAUCCGUGUUGGCGACAAAGACGAAGAAUGGAACGACGGAAUGGAUUUCAAUGACAAGAACCACACUAUUUGUGAAGUGAGCGGUCUGGCCGCCAACGUUUUCCAGUCGACUGCCGACAAGAAGAGCUUUCAGAUCAAGGUUUACUAUCAGCGGGACAGCGCGGACGAGUUUGCGGAUGUUGCCUACAACGUUGUGGGUGUUACUGAUGAGUGGAGCACUCGACCCAACGUCACCGAAGCCUAA
Fusarium redolens is the source of this 873-nucleotide messenger RNA. RefSeq lists its product as uncharacterized. The transcript has 3 exons. NCBI's taxonomy places the organism in Eukaryota, Fungi, Ascomycota, Sordariomycetes, Hypocreales, Nectriaceae. The record is from RefSeq and is a predicted model, not a curated record. Bases 1 to 873 code for a protein of 290 amino acids.